Molecule: messenger RNA, 714 nt
Organism: Naegleria fowleri
Lineage: Eukaryota; Heterolobosea; Eutetramitea; Acrasida; Naegleriidae
Exons: 2
Coding region: 1-714 (237 amino acids)
Source: RefSeq, a predicted model, not a curated record
AUGAACAAACCGAGUUCGAUCGUUGUGGAAGAACUUCAUGAAGAGACCGAUGAUGAAGAUAUUCCCGAUUACUCUCAGUGGUCUUUUAAGAAAGAAGAAAAUAAAACUCCUCUAAAUUUACUACCUGGUGGGGGAGAUCAAGUUUUGGAAGAAAAUGAUCAAGAUGAGGAAAUUCCAAAUUACUCGGAUUGGUCUUUCCAAAAAGAUAAAAGGCUUGAUGAUCAAUCAAGUAAAACGAAUUCGAGGAAAAUUUUAUCGGAAGAGGAUGAAGAAGAGUCUUUACAAGAAGGAAAGAAAGAGCUUCCGAAAGAUAAAUUAUCGGAUCAGUUGCAGCAAUCCCUUUCAAAAUUUAGAAAAUCAAGCGAUGAUGAAGAAUUUUCUUUUAUUCCAAAAAAGCAACAAAAAGCAAAAAACCAAACCAACAUUGUCAUUCAGAAAGAUAAAAACAAGUAUGAUUUUUCAGAUAUUUUGUACAAUUUGGAUGAGGAUGAAGACUCUGACAACGAUAUUGAAACUCUUUCUUACGAAGAAUGGAAACAACGACAAGAAUUUAAAACAAGAAACAAAGGACCUUUUGAUUUAUUGGAAUCUUUAAAGAAAAUGAGUGAUCUUGUUUCACCACUCGAUAAGCCACUUAAUCCGCAAAUGACAGAAAUGGAGCAUAAAUUGAUGCUGGAAUGGAUGUUCCCAAUAUGCAAAUACAAGCAAAAAUAG